AUGGCUGACCACGACAUCAUCCACUCCUUCAAAUCUACCAUCGCGUCGAAUCUACAAGGCUCUUAUGCUCAAGUACAUGUACUACUUAUAGCCUGGGAGACACAUGACCUUGGCGACGUUGACGGCGAGAUACGAGAUCUGCGCGCGAUAUUCGAGCAAGACUACCGCUACAGUAGCGUUGUCUUCUUCCAGAUCCCAAUCAGAGGUCCAUCUCGUGCGAGGCUUAACAGAGAAAUCUCAUCCUUUGUUGAAGAGCAGUCCUUCCCGCAAGAGUCCCUCAUAAUCAUUUACUACGCUGGCCAUUGUAGUCCCAAUGCGCAGGGACAAGCUGAGUGGGCGGCCUUUGAGCGGGGUGGACCAACAGUAUCUUGGCAUGUGACCCAACAAUUGCUUUUCUCGGCUCCUGGCGAUGUACUUCUAAUUCUCGACUGCUGCCAUGCCUCUCUUAUCUCGCGUGGCUCUAAAGAUGGAGACGGCCGGUUUGAAUUGAUCGCCGCCUCGGCUAAGGGGGCUAAGACGCCUAUUCCCGGACGUAGGUCCUUUACGAGAGCCUUGAUUAGGCUGCUGAGGGAGAAUUCCAGUACUGGAAUCUCAUCAGAGAGCCUGGUUUCAGAAUUGAGAGAAGAUCCGAAAGUUACAGGUAAGACUAGGAAUCUGUUGAUGGGCUCACAAGCAAGUAUUUACAUCCAAGUAGAAACCCCGGUAUUUCAUGAUUUUGUGAGGAAAUCACCAACCAAAAUCUUUCUCCAGCCUCUCCAGCCGACAGCUGCGACAGAAGGUUUUAUUAAAAAGCCAUCUGGCUACCUCGUUUUCCGAGCAUCACUCUCGGAUGACGUGACGGGCCUGCAAAUUGCAACAUGGCUCAAGACAGCCCCUCCCAAAAACGUCACGGCGGUCAGUAUCGAAGCAAUAGUCAGUCGCGCGCGUCAUAUACAGGAUGCUCUCAAAGAUGGAGCUUUUCCCCAGGGUUCUAUUUUCGAGCAAUUGUCUAAGCCUGCUAGAGACGAGAUCCUCAAAGGAAUCCGUAGGCUGAACACGAUCAUGGCCACCACCGCGGAAUAUGCAAAAGACGACACGAUAAGGAACGAAGGCCAAGUCAUUCAACAGUCAUUGGUUGAUAUUCAUGAUAGAGUUUCAACAUUGAGCACUGCUAUUGAGACACCCUUACUACUAGACACUGGUAGUAGCAGAAGUCCGGGAUCGACACAAGAGACCCCAGGAGUUGGACUCAUGGCUGCUGUGGACGUGGAUGCUACUCUUCAUUUACGCGAUGCCAUCAUGAGCCAAGACCCGUCUUCCUAUAUUCGUGAGAUAAGCCGCGACAAGAUCUUUGAAUCUCUUAAAAGAAGCAGCUCUACGGACAUGCUAUCCAGCCGUUUCAAACUGGGGAGCGUAGACGGCCGAUUUGUUAUCAUGGAGACCUUCAAGUACAGGGAAUCCGAAGACAACAGCGGUGAACCGCAGCCUCAAACCCUAACCCAAGUCCGCAGGAUUACGGGCUUGCUAUGCCACCCAAAGCGGAAAGGCUUUCAAAUCCUACCAUGCGCGGGUUUCUUCCGUGACAGGCUCCGUAAAGAGCUGGGCAUAGUAUUCUGGUCCCCACCCCUGUUUGGGGCCGGAAGCAAAGUCGCGACUCUCCUCCAGUUGUACAAGAUGCAUCGACUUGUUCCUCUUGGUCAACGGAUCCAUCUCGCUUGGGCCGUAGCUACAGCCGUUGAGAACUUCCAUCGCGUCGGCUGGGUACAUAAGGGAAUCCGAAGCGACAAUAUUGCUUUCACAGAAGUAGUCCCGAGCCCGGAAUCCGAUCUGAAUGAAGACGAUGCAGAUUCGCCAGUUACCUACCGGUUCGACUUUAGCAAGCCCCUGCUCUUUGGGUUCGAGUACUCUCGUGCCGACGACGAUGCAACAUACCUGGAAGAAGAUUACUCGCUCAACAAUAACCUCUAUCGACACCCUGAUCGAUGGGGCCGCCCAAGAACACGAUUCGAGAAGGGCCAUGAUGUGUACUCGCUUGGCGUGGUGCUGUUGGAAAUCGCCCAGUGGAAAGAAGCUAGCUCUAUCCUCAAGUCCCUGUUAGAUACUAAGCCCCUGGUUCCUUCGGAUGUUGCCAAAGCUCUGAUUGGAAAAUGCGGUAAGUCUCUUUCGCAUCAGGUUGGCCGUGUCUUUGCACAAUGUAUCGUUACUUGCUUGGACUUUCCUAUGCGAACCAAAUCCAUGAGCGAGUACGAGAUGCAGAGAUACUUCCAACAAAAUGUUACAGAGCUAAUAGGAAGGGCCGUAUCGAGAGUUUAG
Fusarium fujikuroi IMI 58289 is the source of this 2292-nucleotide messenger RNA. RefSeq lists its product as uncharacterized. NCBI's taxonomy places the organism in Eukaryota, Fungi, Ascomycota, Sordariomycetes, Hypocreales, Nectriaceae. Gene Ontology annotation, molecular function: ATP binding; protein kinase activity. The record is from RefSeq and is a predicted model, not a curated record. The transcript has a single exon. Gene Ontology annotation, biological process: protein phosphorylation. The coding region runs from base 1 to 2292 and encodes 763 amino acids.